AUGGCUGGCAUUGACUGCCUCCCGGGCGAGAUCUUAGUUGAGAUCCUUGCUCAAGUCAAGGUCAAUUCUUCGAAUCUCUUCAGCUGCAUCCUCGUCAGCCGGUCAUGGUAUCAAUUAGGACUCCCACUGCUCUACCGCAAUGUGGUGCUGUCCGACUCGAAUGUCAGUGUUUUCUGCGGAAAGCUCAACGCAAGUCACGGCUCACUCGUUCGAUCAUUGACCGUCCGCAUUGCUCCCAUUGAAGAUGCACCGGCUACAUUGCUCCCUGGCCUGCUGAGUACUCUCGUCCAGCUGCCGAGAAUGACUACUUUCGCAUUCCGCGUCACACGUCAGCCGGUCCCCUCGUUCUCCCUCUCCCAGGACCAGUUAAUAUCUCUUGUGGAUGCGCUUCCUGAAAGCUGUAUCAAUCUAGAAAUUGAUACCAACUCCUCCGAUGUUGCACCCAAUGCAGACGGUGCUCACUUUUGCAAUGCACUGCGCCGCAUCCUUCCGCGCAUGAGGAACGUUCGUCUUCAGCUAAAAUUUAUGUGCUCGCAGCUUUUUGGGGACGGACCGCCUCUCCCGGGCAACCUGCCCUCCGAUCCCAGCCUGCCAUUUGAACCUGUCUCGUUGCCCAACAUACAGACCCUCAUGGUGGAUUGCAUUGCAGAUAACGCAAAUCUUCCAAAACACUGCAAGCACCCUAAGAUGGCACGUCACCCAUUUACUGGUUGGGACUCCGUGACCGAGGCAUUAAAGCGAGUGGUUGAACAAGACGGCUCUCACCCACCGUCAGCCAGGCUCUUCGUACUCAGCUCUCUACCCCUCAACAAUACCAAUCAGAGGAGCUGCACCGCUUUUGCACGCGCGGAAAUGGUAUCUCAAACUACUUAUACCCUCCCGUUCUGUAUCUUUGCUUUUACAAACCAAUAUCAUGGCUGGAUGCUUCGCACCCCGGAUGGCCGGGAGAUCUUCUCAACGGUUUGGACAUUGAAAGAUUUUGCAGAGGGCGGGGUAUGGAAGACUAUCGUUGGCGGAAGCAGGAUCCCCGCGGAGGUCCUCCUGCAGAAGGAAAAGUCUUUCAUUCCAGCACUGUACGUGGAAGAAAAGCUUCCGAUUAUGUCUCUGAAAGAAUGGACGGCGCGGUAUCCUGAUAUAUCCUGCCCACUGUGGCGGAAUGAGCUGCAGGCGGGAGUGAGACUUCUCGAUGGAGAAAAGAGAGAAGGGCCCGAGGAAUAUCUGUCUCGAAGACCAGUUACUGAAAAGACACCGCCGGGCUUUGUGAGGCUAAGAUCCGAAGCUUACAUUAAUCUUUACGGGCAAGAUGAUCCCCGUAUCAUCAACCGGACAUGA
Molecule: messenger RNA, 1332 nt
Organism: Coccidioides posadasii C735 delta SOWgp
Lineage: Eukaryota; Fungi; Ascomycota; Eurotiomycetes; Onygenales; Onygenaceae
Molecular function (GO): protein binding
Source: RefSeq, a predicted model, not a curated record